This is a messenger RNA of Penicillium griseofulvum, 2226 nucleotides long. RefSeq names its product sterylglucosidase 1. NCBI's taxonomy places the organism in Eukaryota, Fungi, Ascomycota, Eurotiomycetes, Eurotiales, Aspergillaceae. The record is from RefSeq and is a predicted model, not a curated record. The coding region runs from base 1 to 2226 and encodes 741 amino acids. Gene Ontology annotation, molecular function: steryl-beta-glucosidase activity. The transcript is spliced from 4 exons. Gene Ontology annotation, biological process: ergosteryl 3-beta-D-glucoside catabolic process.
AUGAGUCAACUUCGUCUGCGCGUUGAGGGUCAAACAUUCCGUGACCCCCUGAAUCGAGAAGUCAUUUUGCGGGGAAUAAAUGUGGCAGGCGACGCUAAAUAUCCUAAAACUCCGGAUCUCAGAUCCCACAACCUCCAGGGGUUCUUCGACGCGGAUGUAUCGUUCGUGGGAAGGCCGUUCUCCCUGGAAGAUGCGGACACGCAUUUCAAACGUCUGCGAAAAUGGGGAUACAACACGAUCAGAUAUAUCUUUACUUGGGAGGCAAUUGAACACACUGGCCCUAAGAUCUAUGACGAGGAAUGGAUUGACUUCACCAUUGGAAUUCUUCGUGUCGCCAAGAAAUACAAGUUCUAUGUUUUCAUGGAUCCGCAUCAGGACGUUUGGUCCCGAUUAUCAGGAGGGUCCGGAGCACCUACAUGGACGCUCUAUGCUGCAGGACUAAAUCCCAAGAAUUUCAAAAAUACACAAGCUGCCCUCGUCCACAACACAUGGGAUAACCCCUCAGAAUUCCCGAAGAUGCUUUGGUGUACGAACUACACUAGGUUAGCCUGCCAGACGAUGUUUACUCUGUUCUGGGCAGGUCGAGAUUUCGCACCGAAAGCGAUCAUUGAUGGUGUGAAUAUCCAGGAUUAUUUACAAAGCCACUUUAUUGCGGCAUGCGAAUACCUUGCACAGAGAAUUCAAAGCGCUGGUGGCCUCGAAGGAGAGGUUGUCAUUGGGUGGGAAAGUAUAAACGAACCCAAUAAAGGACUGAUCGGGAUUCAAGAUAUUUCGUCAAUCCCACCAGAGCAGCAUCUGCAACUCGGAACGUCUCCAACAGUCUUUCAGGGUAUGAUAAUUGGCUCCGGUCGGCCCUGUGAGGUUAAAACCUGGUCUUUCGGGGGGUUUGGCCCAUACCAGACAGGGAGGGAGGUUAUCAACACAAAGGGCGAACUAGCUUGGCUUUCCACUGAAUAUGACGACUCUCAAUAUGGCUGGAACCGCGAUCCAGGUUGGAGGCUCGGUGAAUGCCUCUGGGCGCAACAUGGAGUUUGGGAUUCGUCCAAAAGCAACCCCAGCCUGCUACAAAAAGACUACUUUUCAAGGAAUCUACGGACGGGCGAGAUACUUGACUACGAAGGCUUUACAAACUCUUACUUUCUAAAUCACUAUCGAGCUUAUAAGCAAGCGAUUCGCAGAGUGUGUGGGAGCACUAUUAUGUUUUGCCAGCCACCUGUCAUGGAACUACCACCAAGCCUCAAGGACACCGCAGAUGAUGAUCCAAACAUGGUUCAUGCGGUUCACUUUUAUGAUGGUUUGACUCUUAUAACAAAGCACUGGAAUCGACUUUACAAUAUGGACGUUGUCGGCUUGCUCCGUGGCAAGUACCUUGCGCCAGCCUUCGCAAUGAAAAUCGGCGAGAGAUCGAUUCGAAAGAGCCUACGUCAUCAACUGAAGUUUCUGCGCGAAGAAAGUCUUGAACAUAUGGGUGAUCAUCCCCUAAUAUUUACCGAGAUUGGCAUCCCAUAUGAUAUGAAUGACAAACAUGCAUACAAGACUGGAGACUACCGUAACCAGAUCAGAGCAAUGGAUGCCAAUCAUUUUGCUUUAGAAGGAAGCAAGUCCAAUGGGUUUGCAUUGUGGGUUUAUAUGGCAGAGAAUGACCAUCAAUGGGGCGAUCAAUGGAAUGGGGAGGAUCUCUCCAUAUUCUCACCCAAGGAUUUGAAAUUUCCUAUCAAAUCCAUUAUCGAUGUAAAAAGGCCUGGUUCAACUGACCAUCUUCUCGGCGUGGAAGAGAGGGAAUUAGGCACGUUGAAGAAUUUGACACCACGAUGCUCCCUCAGCGAUUUCUCCCAGGUAGAUCUGCAGCCGCAACAGGGCUACAGGGCGGCGGAAGCAUAUCUCCGCCCUACUCCGAUCUACACGAAUGGGCGAUUACACAGUUACACUUUUGAUUUGAAGAAGUGUACAUUCACAAUGCGAUUCAUUGCAAAUCAAACAGCGCCUCACGCCCCGAGUGAAAUAUACCUCCCUGAGUUUCAUUUUCCAAUGGGCGAGACAUCGGUUAUGGUGAGUGGAGGGAAGUGGGAGAUCUGCCUACUUGAAUUCCAUACGGCCAAGGUUCAAUAUCUGAGAUGGUGGCAUGAGGAAGGGAAAGCGGAGAUCAAGAUCCGGAGAAUAAAAUGCACACGAGGGGAAUAUGUCAGCCUGGAAAAGCUACACAGGACUCGAUGCAUGAUGAUGUGA